AUGUCGUCUGCUGCUACAUUGACCGAUUAUGCCGAACUCUUAGGGCCAGCAGAAGCAGGAACCCUGGAAGGAAACGCCUGGCAAGUGUGGAACAAGGCUGGUGCUGGUCAAGCGAAGGACCGUUUAGGAGCACUUAAUCUCCUCACCCCUGCCACCAUCUUACAGGCCAGAGAUGAAAUCCAGAAGGGCAUCCGGGUCCAGCUCGAUUGGUCUCUGGAGAAUCUUGAUGUUGCACUUGCCAACCGACAGAAACUGGUCCAGAAGGUCAUCGACUACUACCAAGUAAACGGAAAAUACGUCCACGAUGAUGUUCUCACCUUCAAUACUCAGAUAGGUAGCCAAUGGGAUGGCUUUGGCCAUUACGCCGAACAGAGCACGGGGACCUUCUACAACAACGUCAAGUAUGCGGAGAUUGCGCCGUCAAAGAAUGAGUUUCUGGGAAUCCAUAACUGGUGCAACAGCGGUGGUAUUGUAGGCAGAGGGGUACUUCUGGACUACGUGCAUUAUCGAGAGGCACGUGGACUUGAACUGCCCGACCCUUGGACCCGACAUGAAGUGCCCAUUGCGGAACUCGAUCAAGUGGCCGCCUUCCAAAACGUGACCUUCAAGCCGGGAGAUAUUCUCUUGGUACGACUGGGAUUCGUGCGUCGCUACGAGCAGGCGUCCCCGAAGGAGCGGCAAGAAGCAAUGGACCGAAAGCCCUGCGCCGCCAUCGGCAUCCAGGCCAACGAGCAGUCGAGGGACUGGCUUUGGAACCAUCAUUUCAGUGCCGUGGCUGGCGACACGCUGACCUUUGAAGCAUACCCAUUCGAUUCCACCGGAAUUGUGCUUCAUGAAUACCUGCUUCCGAGAUUUGGCAUGCCGAUUGGCGAGAUGUUCAAUCUGGAGCAACUGUCUGAAGUGUGCAAGGCCGAAAAGCGGUGGGAAUUCUUCUUCACCAGCGCCCCGUUGAAUGUCCCAGGAGGCUUCGCGAGUCCCCCCAAUGCAAUUGCAGUCUUGUAG
Capronia epimyces CBS 606.96 is the source of this 1002-nucleotide messenger RNA. RefSeq lists its product as uncharacterized. Gene Ontology annotation, molecular function: arylformamidase activity. Bases 1 to 1002 code for a protein of 333 amino acids. The transcript is spliced from 5 exons. The record is from RefSeq and is a predicted model, not a curated record. Lineage: Eukaryota; Fungi; Ascomycota; Eurotiomycetes; Chaetothyriales; Herpotrichiellaceae.